ACGCUCUGUAUUCACCAUGAAUUCUUUUGCUAGCCGUUUCUCAACUAUUGGGCCUGCAGUGGAUUUGAAACGCCUGAAACAAGCCACGGGUAACGAUGAGGACGUCUCAGACUCUAUGUGGGGCUCAGAGGGCGGCUUCGUGAAUCUCGCGAAAGGCGUGCCGACAUUCUCUGUGCCUUCCGUUCCAGACCCGACUGCAUUCCUGCGAAUGCACACAGACGAUCAUGCAGACCCGAAUUGCAGGAUCAAGAUCAAGCACGGAACGACGACACUAGCGUUCAGGUACCAGGGGGGUGUGAUCGUUGCCGUGGAUUCUAGGGCGACAGCAGGAAGCUAUGUUGCGUCCGGGACGGUGAAGAAGGUCAUUGAAAUCAACCCAUACCUACUUGGGACGAUGGCUGGUGGUGCUGCCGAUUGCCAGUUCUGGGAGACGUACCUUGGUAUUGAGUGCCGAUUGCAUGAGCUCCGUAACCGAGAACGGAUCUCGGUUGCCGCUGCUAGCAAGUACCUCAGCAAUCUUGUAUACAGCUACAAGGGCAUGGGUCUCAGCAUGGGUACCAUGAUCUGUGGCUGGGAUAAGACCGGUCCCGCCAUUUUCUAUGUUGAUUCAGACGGCACGCGCUUGAAAGGAGACAUGUUUUCGGUCGGCUCUGGCAGCACAUUUGCGUACGGUGUGCUUGACCAGGGGUACCGGUGGGACCUUACAGACGAGGAAGCCCAGGAGCUUGGGAGGCGCAGUAUAUACGCUGCAGGUCACCGUGAUGCGUUCUCCGGAAACACAAUCAACUUGUACCAUGUCCAGCAAGACGGCUGGAAGUUCAUCGGCAACUACGACAUCUCCGAAAUGCACUACAACGGUCCAGAGGGGAAGGGUGGCUAUGGCUACGACAUACGUACCGAGGGGCGCAGCUCGGCGAACCCUCCUCCGACCUCUUGAGUGCGCUUGUCGUGUCACGAUAUCCAUGUACUCAGCUAGUGUAAAUUUAUGUGGCGUGAUUUGAGGGUGC
This is a messenger RNA of Laetiporus sulphureus 93-53, 1007 nucleotides long. RefSeq names its product proteasome component pts1. Gene Ontology annotation, molecular function: threonine-type endopeptidase activity. Gene Ontology annotation, cellular component: proteasome core complex. The transcript has 7 exons. NCBI's taxonomy places the organism in Eukaryota, Fungi, Basidiomycota, Agaricomycetes, Polyporales, Laetiporaceae. Bases 17 to 937 code for a protein of 306 amino acids. The record is from RefSeq and is a predicted model, not a curated record.